Molecule: messenger RNA, 942 nt
Organism: Papaver somniferum (opium poppy)
Lineage: Eukaryota; Viridiplantae; Streptophyta; Magnoliopsida; Ranunculales; Papaveraceae
Product: 60S ribosomal protein L17
Exons: 7
Coding region: 103-654 (183 amino acids)
Biological process (GO): cytoplasmic translation
Cellular component (GO): cytosolic large ribosomal subunit; ribosome
Molecular function (GO): structural constituent of ribosome
Source: RefSeq, a predicted model, not a curated record
AAGAGAUAUCCCUUCAUCUCUUUACAACCUACUUCUGUGCCGCAUUACUGUCGGCUCACCAGACAAAGAAGAAGAAGAAAUCACCAAAAACCUAAAUCAACAAUGGUGAAGUAUUCAAAGGAGCCCGAUAAUCCCACCAAGUCCUGCAAGGCUAGGGGGUCUGAUCUUCGUGUUCAUUUCAAGAACACUAGGGAAACAGCAUUCUCUUUAAGGAAGAUGCCUUUGGUUAAAGCCAAGAGGUAUUUGGAGGAUGUGUUGGCACACAAGCAAGCCAUUCCCUUCAGACGUUUCUGUGGUGGUGUUGGUAGGACUGCUCAAGCCAAGAACCGUCACUCAAAUGGACAAGGACGUUGGCCCGCUAAGUCCGCCAAGUUCAUCCUUGAUCUGCUUAAAAAUGCUGAGAGCAAUGCUGAUGUAAAAGGUUUGGACGUGGAUUCACUAUACAUUUCUCAUAUCCAAGUUAACCAAGCUCAGAAGCAGAGGCGUAGGACAUACCGUGCUCACGGAAGAAUUAACCCUUACAUGUCAUCUCCUUGUCACAUCGAGCUGACCUUGUCAGAGAAGGAAGAAGCAGUUAAGAAAGAGGCUGACACUCAAUUGGCACCAAGGAAGUCAAAGAAAUCUCAAGUUCUCCGUAGUGGUGCCUCAUCUUAAGCAGUAGACAGAGAUGAGUACUCAGAAAUGUAUUGGGUUCCGUUUUACUAUUUUGACAUUAGAAACCAUUUUGGUUGCUUUUAUAUAUGUUUCGACUUUUUUGUGUUUCUAUCAUAUGAAGAUUUUGGCUACUAUUAGUGAAUGUUUGUUUUGAGAGAUUUUCGUACAAGCAGGUUGUGCUAGAUUAAAAUCCUUUUUCUCUGAUGCUGUCCUAGAGUUGAAACAUUUGUUCUGAUAGAAAUCCUCUUAUCCAACUGAAAUGACAGUACUUACUGAGAUUCUGAUCCA